Chinchilla lanigera (long-tailed chinchilla) is the source of this 5666-nucleotide messenger RNA. RefSeq names its product TBC1 domain family, member 32 (gene Tbc1d32). Gene Ontology annotation, biological process: non-motile cilium assembly. The transcript is spliced from 34 exons. The coding region runs from base 566 to 4702 and encodes 1378 amino acids. Lineage: Eukaryota; Metazoa; Chordata; Mammalia; Rodentia; Chinchillidae. The record is from RefSeq and is a predicted model, not a curated record.
UUUGCAGUAGAUAAUGGCUACUACCUUCAUGGUACGAAGUUUGUACAUGACACAUCUUAACCGUUUUUCAGGCUACUUCAGGGUAACUUUAUUCUCUUUCCUCUACUGAGCCGUCCCUUUCCCUCGCACCCGCGAAGCCCAGGACUGCCUGCGUAAGCUCACGUCAUCCUUCUUCAGGCGGUCUGCUCUCCUGCCAAGAUGGCCAUGUUGUCGCGCUGACGUCACGCGCCGUGGUCGAUGUGUGACGUCACGCACUGCGCCAGCGCUCCCCCGUGUAUCCUCCUGUCAGAGCGUUGCUGCAGGUCCGCGCCCAUUAUUCGGCCCAGUCUGGGUUCUGUUGAUGCUGCAGGCUAGCAGCAGCGAGAAUCCAAGGCGAGGCCUGAGAGGACCCUUAUUUCUCUGACGGAAGCCGCCUUGGUUUUUUUGAGCAACGCUGAGUAGCGGAAGCCCCGCCUCCGAGCGCGCGCCUCGGUCUCCUAGGCAACGACGCUCCGCGCGGUCGCGCGUGCGCGCUGAAGGUCCCUGCGCCCCGGCGGACCGGCCCGACUCGGCGUCCCCGGCGAGGAUGGCGCGCGUGUGUCCCGGGGACGAGGCGCGGCUGCAGGCGAUGCUCAGGCAGCUGUUCCGGAGCGUGAAGGAGCGGAUCACGGGCGCGCCGUCCCUGGAGUGCGCCGAGGAGGUGCUGCUGCGCCUGGAGGAGACGGACGACAACUUCCACAACUAUGAAUUUGUGAAAUACCUGAGACAGCACAUAAGCAGCGCCCUGGGGUCGAUGAUUGAAGAAGAGAUGGAAAAGUGCGCGUCUGACCACCGUCAGGGCGAGGAGCCGGGCUACGACUCGGUGGUGCAGCACGUUACUGAGAGGAUCCAGGACUCCCGAGAGUAUAAAGACAUGAUGCACUCCCUGAAGGGUGUCAUGACGGCCGCGGUGGAGGAUAUGAGCAACGGGUUUGAAGAAGAGGAGAUGCGAUGUCCAGACAGGCAGAGGAAGAUCCACAGGGAGAAAAGCAGCAGUUACUGCACAGACAAUUGCUCUGACAGCGACUCAUCCUUCAACCAGAGUUACAAGUUCUGUCCAGGAAAAUUACAGUUGAUUGUAGACCAGUUGGAUCCCCGGCAGCCUAAAGAGGUGAGAUACGAAGCCCUGCAGACCCUGUGCGCAGCUCCCCCCUCCGACGUCCUGAACUGCGAGAACUGGACCCUGCUCUGCGAGAGGCUGAUGGCGUCGCUGUCUGACCCCGACCCUGUGUUCAGUGACCGGAUUUUGAAGUUCUCUGCGCAGACGUUUACACUGCUGCCCCUGCACAUGACCAAGGAGAUUUACAUAGGCCUAGUGAAAUAUUUGGAACUAUACUUUCUUUCCAGAGAAAAUCAUAUUCCUGCUCUUUCAGCGGGUAUAGAUGUAACAAACCCUAAUGUGACCCGCUUACUUAAAAAGGUUCGUCUUCUAAGUGAGUAUCAGAGAGAGGCACCGUCUUUCUGGAUCCGGCACCCAGAGAAGUAUAUGGAAGAAAUUGUGGAGAGCACCUUGUCCUUGCUGUCACUUAAACAGGACCCGAGCCAUCUUGUCUCGCCAAAGCUUUUAGACCCGAUCUACUUCUUUGCAUUAGUUGAUCCUAAGGCUGUGUGGUUCAAAAAGUGGAUGCAUGCGUAUUACAGCAGAACGACAGUGCUAAAACUUCUUGAAAAGAGAUACAAGUCUCUGAUAACAGCCGCAGUGCAGCAGUGUGUUCAGUACCUGGAGUUGUGUGAGACCAUGAAAGCCGAUGAAAUCUUGGGACAUUCAAGGCAUUGUGGGGACAGGCAGAAAACGCUCUGCUACUCGGCACAAGAAGUGCAGUAUGUUUACUUCAUCCACUCGCUGUGCCUUUUAGGAAGACUGCUGAUCUACACACAGGGCAGAAAACUCUUUCCCGUAAAGCUGAAGAAUAGAAAAGACUUGGUGUCCCUGACGGAUCUGCUGGUUCUGUUUACUCAGCUCAUCUAUUACUCGCCAAGCUGUCCAGAGACGACACCAGACGUAUAUUCAGAGGACUGUUCCCCUGCAAGCACGGUGCUGGAGAUCCUGCAGACGCUCUGUGACCAGAAGGAAUGCGCCGUCGAGUGCUUACACAACAGCGCCGUGAUCGGCACGCUGCUGCAGCCAAUUCACAACGUAAUGAAGGGGGCCGAGGCUGCUCCAGAUUGCUCGGAAACAGCCUUCAUCCAUGCAGCUGACAUCCUGGCAAGAAUUGCUUCUGUGGAAGAAGGACUUGCUCUACUUCUCUACGGAGAAAAUACGAACUCUUCCGAAGAAGAAAGCCCGCCAGGUGCUCAUGUCAUCGCCCAGUUUACGAAGAGACUUCUGGACGAGGAGAUUUCUGUCUUUCCUGGAUCAGCACUGCAGCCUGCGGUGCAGGGUGCGUUCGUGUCUGUGUGCUGUCAGAUGUACGGCACCUGUGAGGGGCUGCAGGCGCUGCUUCCUUACAAUUUACACGAGUCUAUAGCACAGGCGUGGAGGAAGACACGUUUGCUAUCAGAGAGCGUCCCUGCGCCAAUGCCAGGCUCUCACGCUGCCUCCUCAGUGAGCCAGGGACACCGAAAUGCUGCUUCGUCUGUCCUCCUUGCAAGUGGGUCCCGGGAGGUGCGAGGAGCGCCGAAGACUGCAAGUACCAGGCAAACCGCCGCGGCCGGAAAGGGCCGAGAGCCGCACGGCCAUCCGUGUGGACAAGCUGCGACUGGCACGGCGAGUGCUAAGCAGAUGUCCAGUGUGGGGACAAAAGCUUCAAGCCAAAAUGUGUCCAGUACCAAAUUCGAUGAGUUUCAGAGCACUCAAGUACCAAGUAUGGCUUGCGAAGAGAAUUUGUUAGACGAUUUACUGAAUUUUGCUGCUACCCCCAAAGGAUUACUGCUUCUUCAGCGAACAGGUGUAAUCAAUGAAUGUGUGACAUUUAUGUCCAACCAAUACGCCAAAAAUUUACAGGUCAGCCGGCGGAGGAAGGCUGACCGUGGAGUGGUGCUUGCACAGGUGGCGUCCACGGCAGCAGGUGCAGCAGCUCUGCGAGACUCAGGGUUUGUCAGUGCACUUGUAGCUGGUCUGUGGUCCAGUCUGGAGUGUGGAGGAGACGAUGUGAGGGUGACCCACCCCAGGUCUACGCCGGUGGACCCUAUUGACCGAAGCUGUCAGAAGGCUUUUCUGGCGCUGGUGAGCUUGCUGUCUUCCCCUGCUGCCUACGAACUGCUGGGCCUCCGAGACCUUCCGAACAGGGCGGAGUACUCUCUCCGAGAAGUCCCCGCGGGUGUCACGGAUAUAAUUGAUCGACUUAUCAUUUUAAAUUCUGAAGCUAAGAUUCAUUCUUUAUUCAACUAUGAACAAUCACACAUCUUUGGACUAAGAUUACUCAGCGUGAUGUGCUGUGGCCUGGACACGCUUCUCCUCCUGGAGACGCAGUACCAGGUGUCCAGAGUGCUGCUGCGGGCUCAGGAGGACAAUGUCUCGGAGACCUCCGCAAGCCACGGGGGUUUCAUAAUUGACGGCUUAUCGGUAGAGAGGAACCACGUUCUUGUAAGAAUGAAUCUUAUCGGGGGGCCGUCGGAGCGGACUUUGCCUCCGAGGACGCUUGAGGAGGGUGAUAAUCCAUAUCCAUGGCCAAUGUUUUCGUCAUAUCCUUUGCCACACUGCUAUCUCUCCAAAGCGACAAGAAAUUCUGAUACAAAACAAGAUGGUGAUCUUGGCAGGCUGUCAUCAUGCUUCACAGUGUCUGAGAAACAAACUGAGUGGAUAGAGAACUGCCGAAGACAAUUUUGCAAAAUGAUGAAGGCCAAAUGCGAUAUAAUCAGCAGCGGGGCUUUAGGAGAAUUACUUGAAAAAUUCGUGCUUCAUCUCACUGAAAAUCCAUCUGAAUGUUACUUCCCCUCAGUGGAAUACACAGCUACUGAUGCAGACGUGAAGAAUGAAAGCCUUUCGUCUGUGCAGCAGCUUGGUGUGAGGAUGGCUGUCAGGUAUGGCAAGUUCCUCAACUUGUUAAAAGACGGUGCAGAGAAUGAUCUUGCCUUGGUUUUGAAACACUGUGAGAGAUUCCUGAAGCAGCAGCAAGCUCCUGUGAAAUCUUCUCUUCUCUGCCUGCAAGGGGCUUACGCUGGCCACGACUGGUUCGCGUCGUCCCUGUUCCUGCUGAUGUCGGGGGACAGAGAGAAGACGCUGCGGUUUCUCCAGCGCUUCUCCAGGCUGCUGGCGUCCGCCUUCCUCUGGCUGCCACGGCUGCAUGUCUCGAGGUACCUGCCGGUUGACACCGUGGAGUCGGGCAUCCACCCCACCUAUUUCUGCAGCGCUCACUGCACUGAAAUGCUGCUGAAGACCGAGGCGCCGCUUGUGUCCUCGGCGUUCCACAUGUCUGGGUUCGCACCGUCGCAGAUUUGCCUGCAAUGGAUCACUCAGUGUUUCUGGAAUUACUUAGAUUGGAUAGAAAUAUGCCAUUACAUUGCAACUUGCAUUUUCCUUGGUCCUGACUAUCAAGUAUAUAUCUGCGUAGCUAUAUUCAAGCAUCUGCAGCAAGAGAUUCUACACCAUACUCAAGCCCAAGAUCUGCAGGUGUUCCUAAAGGAGGAAGCACUGCGUGGGUUUCGAGUGAGUGACUACUUUGAAUACAUGGAGAUGUUGGAGCAGAACUACCGACCAGCACUGCUGAGGGAUAUGCGGAGCAUCAGAGUGCAGACCACAUAGGUCGCAGGAUGCAGCUUAAUUUAUGUCUUACUCAUUUUUAGAGGAAACCAAGGACUCGAUUAUUUUCUAUCUGCAUGUACAACAUAUGCUUUGUGAUAGACGUUAUAAGUCAGUACUGAGAGGUUUUGAAUAUGAUAACAUAUUCAAGUUGGCAUCAGCCUAAUUUGUGAAAGAAGUUCCUUUUGGUGAGUGCCUUGCUCUGGGACGUUUUACGGUCACACGUGGCUGACUUGUAGCUGCUGUUUAUGUUUAGGAGUUAGCGCCGGCCUACUGCUCCAUCGGCAUCUUUACCAGGUGAUGGAAAUAUUUGUUCCAAUGAGUGUGGGAAGUAGUAAUAGUAUAAAUAAAUGUUUUAUUGAAGAAUCUACGAGAUAAGGAAAAACAGUUGUUUCUCCAGUAUUUGUGUCUCUUUAUGUACAGGAAAACGGACAGCAGCACAUCUGCUUAUUUUACAUCUGGAAGAACAAAUAUUUUUCACAGCAUAUGAUAGAAGAACUACUAUUCCUAUACAUAAUUGUUUUUCUAGGAGAUGCUUUUGGUACCUGUAUCAACUUGUAAUUUUUAAUAAUUUUUUAUUUGAAAUGUCAUCUUUAUAUGGUUCAUGUAAAGGAUACAGUGGUUAUUUUAUACUGAUAAGCAUUGUACUUGUAUUUGUUGUACAUUUCUUUAGUUAUAGAUUUGAUGUAUGUUGAAUCUGAAAAUAUAAGGGGGAAUACAUUUCUAAAUUAUUUGGAAUGACUGACACUAUGUUUUAUUUAAAUAGAAGUCUGUGUGCCAGUGAGAGUAGUACUCUAUGUGGUGGUCUAUGUUUGUAACUGUCGAAUGUCCUCUGUAAAUGGAAGCGCGUGAAUAUAUUGAAUUAUCCUUAGUCAUCAACAUUUCAAAUUUUUUUACAUGGAAGAAGUCAUUCUGUAUUGUUUAUGUAUAACUGUAAUUUGCCCAUUAAAGCCAUUCUGAAACUAAA